AAGCUACUUAAUAUCCACGUGUUACGCUGUAGUGAUGUUGACGCUGUAGCGCGACGCGAUGAAUAUUCAUGAGCUCAGCCCUCGCUGUAGUAGGAUUCGAGAUGUCUGUCUCCGGAUGUGUUCAUCACAGGCGGUAGUGAUCCAGCAGCAGCAGCAGCAGCAGCAACGGCAGCGGUGAGGUGAGGUGAGCGAGUGAGAGCGACUCUCUCAGCAGCAUCAUGGCGGAGCAGAGCGACUCCCCGGCGGCCGUCCAAACCCCGCAGCCGGCGCUCACCACCAGCUGGCCCAUUGUCAAGGAGGCGUACGAGCUCCAGGAGGUGAUCGGUAGCGGAGCCACAGCAGUCGUCCAGGCAGCGCUUUGUAGCCCUCGACAGGAACGUGUGGCCAUCAAGAGAAUCAACCUGGAGAAAUGCCAGACCAGCAUGGAUGAGCUGUUGAAAGAGAUUCAAGCCAUGAGCCAGUGUAAUCAUCCUAAUGUGGUCACCUACUACACUUCAUUUGUUGUGAAAGAUGAACUUUGGCUGGUCAUGAAGCUCCUGAGUGGAGGAUCAGUGUUAGACAUCAUAAAGCACACGUUCAGCAAAGGAGAGCAUAAAAACGGUGUACUAGAUGAAUCUACAAUAGCAACCAUUUUGAAGGAAGUACUGGAAGGAUUAGAUUACCUACAUAAAAAUGGACAGAUUCACAGGGACGUGAAGGCUGGUAAUAUUCUAUUGGGAGAAGAUGGAUCGGUGCAGAUCGCAGAUUUCGGUGUGAGUGCUUUUCUGGCCACCGGUGGAGACGUCACUAGACACAAAGUGAGGAAAACAUUUGUGGGGACCCCGUGCUGGAUGGCGCCAGAGGUGAUGGAGCAGGUACGGGGUUACGACUUCAAAGCUGACAUUUGGAGUUUUGGAAUCACUGCCAUUGAACUCGCGACAGGCUCUGCACCGUAUCAUCGCUACCCCCCUAUGAAGGUUUUAAUGCUCACGCUGCAGAAUGAUCCUCCAACCUUGGAGACUGGGGUUGAGGACAAAGAGAUGCUUAAGAAGUACGGGAAAUCUUUUAGAAAACUUAUAUCCUUGUGCCUUCAGAAGGACCCUGCAAAGAGGCCCACUGCAGCCGAGCUUUUGAAAUGUAAAUUUUUCCAAAAGGCUAAGAAUCGAGAGUACCUGAUUGAAAAGCUGCUUUGUAAAGGACCAAAUAUAAGCCAAAGAGCCAAAAAGGAUCCCGAGCAGAGGAAGCAGCACACAGAGGAUGCUGGGAUACGGGUCAGAAGGGUUCCAGGGUCGAGUGGUCAUCUGCACAAGACCGAGGAUGGAGACUGGGAAUGGAGCGACGAUGAAAUGGACGCGAAAAGUGAGGAGGGGAAGGCAGCUGUCAAUCACGGAAGGUCACGCAGGGUCAGAGAAGAAAACCAGCAUGCUGAAGUGAAUGCUAACAGUCUCCCGCUAGAGGACCUGUCCAUUCAGCAUCCCCAGGUUCAACCGUUGGAGAAACCCUUGAGCGUUCAGGGAGCUGUGAACAUGGUCCUGAGGUUAAGGAACUCGAGGAAGGAGUUGAAUGACAUACGGUUUGAAUUCACUCCAGGGCAAGACACUGCUGAUGGAGUUUCUCAGGAGCUCUUCUCUGCUGGUCUGGUCAAUGGUCAUGAUGUGGUUGUGGUGGCUGCUAACCUUCAGAAGAUUGUAGAAGACCCAAUUACCUAUAAAGUAUUGACCUUUAAGUUGGCGUCUGGUUGUGACAGCACAGAGAUCCCAGAUGAGGUGAAGUUGAUUGGCUUCGCGCAGUUGAGCGUCACCUGAUAGCGUCUCAUUACCACAGCAGAGGGAGAGCAGGAGGACGGAGAGAUCGAACGCCGCAGGAGCCGCCGCUACAGCAUUUAAGACCUCUGCUGCAAAAACUCCCACCUCCUGCUCCCAUUCAGGUUUUCCUUUUCCUCCCGAUUCACCUGGCCUCUUCCGUGAAUGUUUGCACCUGUUCAAUCAAACGCAGCGCACUUAUUCAAACACACACACUCGCCCUCGUUCCCUGACGCUGUAUGCCUUUCACCAAAACAUUCCAGCAACCAUUUCCCAGAAAUCAAAGCAGGAGCCCAUCAUCUCAGGAGGCAAAAGCUAGUGAAACAAUUUUUUUUUUUUAAUUAAUAAUAUUGUUAAAUUAUAAUUACAAUUGUUAUUGUGUUACCUCUAAGCUCUUGCCGUAUUAUUAUUGUUAUCAUUAAGAAAAAAUGCCUUUCGUUUCAUGUGAUAAGAGUAGCGCAGAACGUAGACCACAAAACUGAAGUGGAGACGUCUCCCUCUGAAUGUAAAAAGCACAUUUUCCUUCUGAAUGUUAACACAUUCAAACUGUAUUGUACAUAGACCUUCUGAUGUUGAAAAUAAGGGAAUAUUUUGUUGUUUUAGUUCCAGCUCAAGAGUACGAGAGCAGAGAACCGAAUGCUGCCAUGUGCAAACGUACUGCUUUCUUUUUUCGGGACAGUGUUGAUGCUUCGACGCUAGAGGUGCCUUGUUUUUUUUAAUCUGUGCCUAAGAAACGUAGGUUACAAGCUUGAAGCCGUUCGGCUGAUGCUGAGCGGGAAGAACGCUGCUCUUCAGCGGAUUCACCCAUAGUAUUCUCACCGGUCAGUGGCUCAUGUUGAAGUUAACAGCUGAUGCACUUUGAUUUCAUGCGGUGCGAUGUACGUGCACCUGCUGCGCUUAGACCCUACCUAACUAUUCAGAUUUCACCCGUUAAAGGGGUAGUUCACCCAAAAAUAAAAAUAACCUCAUGCUCAAGCCAUUCUAGGUGUAUAUGACUUUCUUCUUUCAGACGAAUACAAUUGGAGUUAUAUUAAAAAAAAAUGUCCUGACUCUUCCAAGCUUUAUAACGGCAGUGAAUAAGUGUUGAGAUUUUGAAGUAUGGAUAUUUUUUGUUUCACAAAUGCAUUGACUACUACUCUGUAAAAGCCAUGUGGAGUACUUUUUAUGAUGGAUGGAUGCACUUUUUAAAAAAAUGUCCUGGCUCUUCCAUGCUUUAUAAUGUCAGUGAAUGGGUGUUGAGAUUUUGAAACCCAAGAAAGCGCAUCCAUUCAUCAUAAAAAGUGCUCCACAAGGCUCCUGAGGGUUAAUAAAGGCCUCCUAAAGCAAAACAAUGCAUUUGUGUAAGAACAAUAUCCAUAUUUAAAACUUUAUAAAUCCAUUGGUUGGGUAAAAAAAAAAAAAAAAACAUUGUUAAAAAUGACCCA
Molecule: messenger RNA, 3205 nt
Organism: Labeo rohita (rohu)
Lineage: Eukaryota; Metazoa; Chordata; Actinopteri; Cypriniformes; Cyprinidae
Gene: stk39
Product: serine threonine kinase 39
Exons: 19
Coding region: 219-1784 (521 amino acids)
Biological process (GO): protein phosphorylation
Molecular function (GO): ATP binding; protein serine/threonine kinase activity
Source: RefSeq, a predicted model, not a curated record